CAACGCCUCAGGACGAGAGCAUAAAGCUACAUAUAGGUCAAAUAAUGAUUCACAGUGCGAUCAUCUCAUAAAUCAGUCUUAGUGUUUAACGUUCUUUCACCUUUCAGGUUCAUUUGAAAUACCUCCAUUCGCCAAGUAUCAUUCCACGCCACUCUGCGGUCCGCAAGUUCAUUGGAAUAUUUAUGUACUCUUCUUCCAAGUCCUCUCGAAGACUUCGGAUCCCCUUGGAGCCAGGACAUGGCGAUGGCGUUCUGGUCCUUGGCGUUUGAUUGAGGGAAUCUGUUCGCAUGCUCGUGAUCUCAAUCAAUCACACUAAAGUACAUCCGGUGGCACUGGAGGCGGGAGACUAGUAUCACUAGUAUCAUUAUUAUGAACUAAUCCACGCGCCAUCCCCUUCCGCCUUAUCGUCACCUCCCGAGUCAUUAUCCAUCUACAUCUGAGUUGUCGCUGUUUGCGAGAAUGCCAGGGAGCCACGAAGGAUAUGCUGUUUUGUCCUCCCAUGAUCCUUCCGCGAGCUCCGACGACCAGGAGAAAUCCUCGGAUCAGCCAGGGCUCAAGAACAUAGAAGUUCUGGCAUGUCGAUUCAUCGUUCUAGCAUCAGUCGUUGCAGUAUUAUCGGGGGUGUGCAACUUCGCCAUCUUGUGGAUCUAUAACACCCGAGGGUUCACACCAGUGCCACGUCUACUGUAUGAUCUACCGAGACCGAACCCUUACAUUGGCUUAGAACGGGCGACCCUCAAUCCGUUAUCCCCAGAGCCGCAACCCAUCAUGAACUUUCCAAUUCUUGCGGCGCAGGUCAAUUCGGCGGAAGUAGACAAGGUCUACUUCGAUGUUCCGAGUCUGAAAACGCCGUACGGAACAGUUUAUCCAAGAGAGACUAACUUUACGGUGUCUUCUGAGUUAUCGAUGAUACUACAGUUUCGUGUCAUGGACUUCGGUAUGGAACGCUGCACUUUGAUGGGCUCCCUUCCAAGCGCCGCAGACCUAGAGCGCUCUGAGAAGUCGGUUCCGGUCGUCUCCAGUGAUGCGGUGAAAUUAGAGGCCUGGUUCCUUGACGAUAACGACGUCCAACUAAAUGCCGAGACGCUUUCUUAUUCGAAUCGGCCCCGUCGGACAACCCUGGCGGGCGUUUGGGGGGUGACAAUGGACAAGAAAGUGCAGAUAUCCGAUGCCUUUGAAUGCCCGUCAAGAUCCUUGCUUACAUUCGAGCUCGUUUGUACGAAUCCUAAGUGCUACCUUCAUUUCAAGCAAGACGAAGACGAGCCUAUCAUGGCCGCUUUUAUAUCUCAAGCUUCGAGCAUCAGGAAGGUGGAUAUGGGCACAUAGGAUCUCUUUGCUAUAGAAUACUUGCACUUAGAAAUAGACUUUGAAGAAUGAGCCCC
Molecule: messenger RNA, 1382 nt
Organism: Guyanagaster necrorhizus
Lineage: Eukaryota; Fungi; Basidiomycota; Agaricomycetes; Agaricales; Physalacriaceae
Exons: 4
Coding region: 460-1326 (288 amino acids)
Source: RefSeq, a predicted model, not a curated record